Messenger RNA from Aaosphaeria arxii CBS 175.79, 1021 nucleotides. RefSeq names its product 40S ribosomal protein S9. Gene Ontology annotation, molecular function: structural constituent of ribosome; rRNA binding. Gene Ontology annotation, biological process: positive regulation of translational fidelity; translation. The transcript is spliced from 5 exons. NCBI's taxonomy places the organism in Eukaryota, Fungi, Ascomycota, Dothideomycetes, Pleosporales. Gene Ontology annotation, cellular component: cytosolic small ribosomal subunit. The record is from RefSeq and is a predicted model, not a curated record. The coding region runs from base 63 to 641 and encodes 192 amino acids.
GACAGCGACCACACACAACUGCUGGAUUUGCCUACUAACCACGCAAAACAGCAUCCUUCAACAUGACGAUCCGCUCGUACUCCAAGACCUACAGGUCGCCUCGUCGUCCUUUCGAAUCCGCUCGUUUGGACACUGAGCUUAAGCUCGUCGGCGAGUAUGGACUCCGCAACAAGCGUGAGGUCUGGCGCGUCCAGUUGACCUUGUCCAAGAUCCGUCGUGCUGCCCGUCUUCUUCUUACUCUCGACGAGAAGGACCCCAAGCGCCUCUUCGAGGGUAACGCCCUCAUUCGCCGUCUCGUCCGUGUCGGUGUCCUCGACGAGUCCCGCAUGAAGCUCGAUUACGUCUUGGCCCUCAAGAUUGAGGAUUUCUUGGAGCGUCGUCUUCAGACUUGCGUCUACAAGCUCGGCCUUGCCAAGUCUAUCCACCACGCCCGUGUCCUCAUCCGCCAGCGUCACAUCCGUGUUGGAAAGCAGAUCGUCAACGUCCCCUCUUUCGUUGUCCGUCUCGACUCCCAGAAGCACAUUGACUUCGCUCUCAGCUCGCCCUUCGGUGGAGGCCGCCCCGGCCGUGUCCGAAGAAAGAAGGCCAAGGCCGCCGCCGGUGGUGAUGGCGAGGAUGGUGGUGACGAGGACGAGGAGUAGAUCAUACGCCCAAAAGCAUGACGAUCAACAUCAACAAUUUUGGAGUACCUGGGUUAUUCAUGACGGGAUGAUUUUCCGGGGCGGGCAAAACGGGCUCCGACGAAAAAUGGGGAAUAUCCAGCAUGCGCGUUUCAUUAGGUGGAUGAGGUUCACAUACCCAGUGUGUAAAAUGCCUUUCCAUACCAAAGAAAAUAUUCAAUUGCAAUCCAAGUCUCCACUGUCUCUGCCCCUCACGUCGUGACUCGCUUAAACUUUUCGAAAUACUGUAUGACUUAUCAAAGUAUCCUAAUCAUUGGUCAAUUGGAAACUUCUUUUCUUGAUAUUGAUCAUAUGUCCACCCCACACACAGCGCCGCUGGUCUCAGGUAUCACUUCACUUAG